CGUCGUUGAUGAAUUCGACUCUUCAUGGAUCAUUCCGAGUUGGUCUACUGAUAGAUUGGAUUAUUCUUUUCCCUUAAAAAUUUUGGUUAUUUUACUGUUUCAUGAUGGGAGACGGAGGACAAAGGCACAUAUGGGUGGCUCUGUGUUUUUAUCUGCUGAUUUGCGUCGGAAAGAAGGUUUCAGCACAGUUACGGUACUCAAUUCCAGAAGAGGUAAAAGAGGGAUCAAUUGUAGGAAAUGUUGCAAAGGAUUUGGGUCUUGAUGUCAGUACUUUGGUUGACAGGCGGUUCCGUAUCGUUUCUGAAUCCAUAGACGCUCUUUUCCAGAUAAAUCUGAACAAUGGGGUCUUGUAUGUUCGUAAGAAUAUCGACAGAGAGGAGCUAUGUGGUAGUAACAGCGCAUGCUUGUUGGACAUAAAAUGUAUUGCUGAAACUCCACUAGAGGUCCACUACGUAUCUGUGGAAAUAAUAGAUGUAAAUGAUCACUUUCCUAGUUUCCCUGAAAAAGAUCUGUAUCUUGAAAUUGCGGAGAACACACUCCCAGGGACGCGAUUCGAACUUCAGACAGCGCGAGAUCCAGACGUCGGAAUUAACUCUGUUCGUAUCUAUAAAUUAUUUCACAAUGCUCAUUUCGAAUUGGAAGUGAAAGAUAGCGGCGAAGGGGACAAAAUACCAUUUUUAAUUUUACAGAAGCCACUUGACAGAGAGAAAAAUAUAAAACAUAGUUUACUGAUGACAGCACUGGAUGGAGGGAAUCCCGCGAGAUCCGGCUCGUUGAAUGUUACUAUAACAGUUCUUGACGUAAACGAUAACCGUCCUGUUUGCAACCAAGAUGUAUAUUCAGUAACAUUGUUAGAAAAUGCUGAAAAUGGAACAAUAGUCCUUAGAGUUAAUGCGACAGAUGCAGACGAUGGGCCAAAUGGAGAGGUUGAGUAUUCCUUGGGUAGAACAAAUAAACGCAAAAUACAUGAUACAUUUGAACUGGAUCAACUUACUGGUGAAAUUCGAGUUAAAGGACCCGUUGAUUAUGAGGACACUGAUGUUUACAGGUUAAAUGUACAGGCUUCUGAUAAAGGACAACCUCAUACAAGUGUUGAUUGUAGAGUUAUUAUAAAGAUAGCAGAUGUAAAUGAUAAUAAACCAGAGAUUGAUGUGACAUCCCUCUCUAACACAGUAUCUGAAGAUUCAAAACCCGGAACGGUCAUAUCAUUAAUUAGUGUAAAAGAUAAAGACUCCGGUGUAAAUGGUAAAGUAAUUUCUACUAUAUCAGAUAAUGUCCCGUUUGAGUUGAAACCGUCAUAUAAGGAAAACGUUUAUUCAAUCGUCACAAAGGGAUUCUUAGACAGAGAACUAGUGCCCCAUUAUGAAAUCAAAAUAACAGCAACUGACUGUGGUCAGCCUCCUCUGUCCGCAUUCAAAACUCUUACCGUCCAGAUAUCAGAUGUGAAUGAUAACAGUCCAGAAUUUUCCCAAAACCCUAUUGAGCUUUACUUAGUUGAAAACAACACUCCUGGUGUGUUUAUUUUCUCUGUAAGCGCCACUGAUAAAGACUCUAAUGAAAAUGCUGCGAUUUCAUACCACAUAGUAAGAGAAGCAACACAGAAUGACAUGGCAUCUUUUCUGAAUAUCAAUUCUGACAAUGGACAUAUUUCUGCACUAAAAAGCUUUGACUUUGAAUCUCUGAAAACAUUCCAGUUCCAAGUUGUAGCUACAGACUCUGGAACUCCGUCUCUAAGCAGCAAUGUCACAGUUAACGUGUUCAUUCUGGAUCAGAACGACAACGCUCCAGUGAUCUUGUAUCCAAUCAGUACUAACGGUUCCGCUGAAGGUGUGGAGGAGAUUCCCCGUAAUGUGAACGCAGGCCAUCUGGUGACUAAAGUUAGAGCCUAUGACGCUGAUAUUGGAUAUAACGGGUGGUUAUUAUUUUCAAUUCAGGAUGUUACUGACCACAGUCUCUUUGCUUUGGACCGCUAUACAGGACAGAUAAGGACACUUCGGCCUUUAACAGAGACAGACGAGGCUGAGCAUAAACUGGUCAUACUGGUAAAAGACAAUGGGAACGUUUCACUCUCAGCAACAGCUACUGUGAUUAUCAACGCUGUGGAGCCCAAAGAGGCGUUUGCAGCAUCUGAUGUUAAAAGCGCAGUAAAAGACGAGGAGGAAAACAGUGUUACAUUAUAUUUGAUCAUUACUUUGGGGUCAGUUUCAGCGCUGUUUCUCAUCAGUAUCAUCGUGUUGAUUGUAAUGCAGUGCUCUAAAGACCCAGACUAUUCCUCCAAGUCUUUACAAGAUGUGAAUUACGACGGGACACUGUGCCACAGCAUCCAAUACAGAUCCGGAGACAAGCGGUACAUGUUAGUUGGACCCAGAAUGAGUAUAGGUUCUACUAUAGUCCCGGGUAGCAAUGGGAAUACUUUAGUGUUACCCGACCACAGGAGGGGAGAAUCAGGAGAGACGCCCAUUUAUAUAUAA
Messenger RNA from Esox lucius (northern pike), 2471 nucleotides. Its product is annotated as protocadherin alpha-13-like. The transcript is spliced from 2 exons. Gene Ontology annotation, biological process: homophilic cell-cell adhesion. Gene Ontology annotation, molecular function: calcium ion binding. Gene Ontology annotation, cellular component: plasma membrane. NCBI's taxonomy places the organism in Eukaryota, Metazoa, Chordata, Actinopteri, Esociformes, Esocidae. The coding region runs from base 102 to 2471 and encodes 789 amino acids. The record is from RefSeq and is a predicted model, not a curated record.